Pyrus x bretschneideri (Chinese white pear) is the source of this 1209-nucleotide messenger RNA. Its product is annotated as beta-ureidopropionase. Gene Ontology annotation, molecular function: beta-ureidopropionase activity. Lineage: Eukaryota; Viridiplantae; Streptophyta; Magnoliopsida; Rosales; Rosaceae. The record is from RefSeq and is a predicted model, not a curated record.
AUGGAGAAAACAGACGCCCUCAGCGGCAGCGAGGGUUCUGGCGGUGGCGGUUCCGUUUGUGGAUAUCACUCACUUCACCGCCUCUUGAACGCCAUCUCAAACCCCAAACUUUUCCGGGAAAUCAGCCGUAUUCUUUAUGGACUGAAUCGUGGCAAGGCACUUGAAACAAUUUCUCUCCUAAAAUCUGAUAAAUCUCUCUCUUCUGGACAUGAUUUUGACCUCCAGGCCUACUGCUUUCUUAUUAACAAAGAGUUGUUGAGAGAACCCCGAAUAGUUAGAGUUGGUCUCAUUCAAAACUCUAUAACUCUUCCAACUAAUGCCCACUUUUUGGACUAGAGGAGGGCAAUCUUUGAGAAAGUAAAGCCAAUAAUUGAUGUUGCGGGUGCUUCAGGUGUCAACGUGUUAUGCUUGCAGGAAUUAUGGACGAUGCCAUUUGCCUUUUGCACCCGGGAGAAGAGGUGGUGCGAAUUUGCAGAACCUGUAGAUGGGGAAUCAAGGUGAUUUCUCCAGGAUCUUGCCCGGAAGUAUAACAUGGUCAUUAUAAGUCCAAUUCUUGAGAGAGAUGUCAAUCAUGGAGAGACUCUCUGGAACACUGCUGUCAUAAUUGGUAAUACUGGAAACAUAAUUGGAAAGCACCGAAAGAACCAUAUAACAAGAGUUGGCGACUUCAAUGAGAGUACUUAUUACAUGGAAGGGAAUACUAGGCAUCCAGUGUUCGAGACGGCUUAUGGAAAAAUUGCUGCUAAUAUAUGCUAUGGAAGGCAUCAUCCUUUGAAUUGCGCAUUUGGCUUGAAUGGUGCAGAGAUUGUUUUCAACCCUUCCGCCACUAUGGGUGAACUCAGUGAACCGAUGUGGCCCAUUGAGCCCUGCAACGCUGCAAUUGCAAAUAGCUACUUUGUUGGAUCAAUCAACCGUGUAGGGACUAAGGUUUUCCCAAAUCCAUUCACUUCCAGUGAUGGGAAGCCAGAGCAUGCAGAUCUCGGGCAUUUCUGUGGAUCCAGCCAUGUUUACCCAGAUGCCUCAUGCACUCCAUCUCUGUCACGCCAUAGAGAUGGCUUGUUGAUCUCGGACAUGGACCUCAAUCUCUGUAGGCAGAUAAAAGACAAGUGGGGAGGAUUCCAAAUGACUGCUCGUUAUGAUUUGUACACAAACCUGCUUGCCCGUUACUUGAAGCCGAAUUUUGAGCCCCAACAUAAUAAGUCUCCGUGA